AUGCACUUCACUCUCCUCAUCAGCGCUGGUCUGCUGCCAGCUUUGGUCCUUGCAGUUCCGCUCCAAAGCCGCCAGGCAGUUUGCUUUCCCUUCAAUUUGGUUUGCUCUGCAGACAAGAAGACUGUGAAUGGCCAGUGCGUCGAUGGGCGGACAUUUCCGGUGUUGAGUUGCAAGAGUCCCGACUGUUUCGGAACUCCACUCAGUAGCGGAGGGAGUGUUGCCGCUUGUGGGUCUGGCGGCAGCACAGUAGUCUUCGAUCCCUCUGGCGCAGGCGCCGGCUCUUCUGGCAUCGUCGACGUUCCCAAGGGUAGUACCUUUGGCAGUGUCGAGCAGUCCGGCAGCGGCUUCAGCGGAGGCACAUCUGGUGUUCUGGCUCGCUUCUGCUGCGUCAGUGAAGACGACUACCACCUCAACCAUCGUCAAGGCCACAUCCAUUGCAAAGCCAACAACCACAUCUGCCGCAAAGCCAGCCACCACCUCAACGACCACGACUUUGGUGAAGCCCACGACUGCAGCAAAGACGACAACCACCGCACAAAACACGACUACGGCAAAGCUACGUCUGCGACACCUGCGCCGCCGAAGGGUCCUCCCAAGCCGCCCACGUCAGAACAUGAAGACGACGACGACGAAGAAGAGGAGGAGGAAGAAGAUGACGGGUGUUAA
Molecule: messenger RNA, 666 nt
Organism: Cyphellophora attinorum
Lineage: Eukaryota; Fungi; Ascomycota; Eurotiomycetes; Chaetothyriales; Cyphellophoraceae
Exons: 2
Coding region: 1-666 (221 amino acids)
Source: RefSeq, a predicted model, not a curated record